CGCAUCGACAAGCAUUGUGCUCGCAGGUAACAGUUGUCAGUCGAGAGUCAGAGCUAAGUCUGAUUGGAGGUACUGCUGGCAAGGUUCUCUGAGUAAGCAAACGAAACAAUACUUUCACCGGGAUGCUGAGGGAAACGGCUCUCGUUUUCGCGGCGUUCGUCGUGUUCGCCGGUGCAACCACAGUUAAUCAAUGUGAUACUGAAAUUCCGUUCGAGGAUUCUUCGCAAAUCAGCGUGGCCGAUUGCGAUAAACCGACAUGCAUAUUGAAACAGGGAACGACCGCUAAGAUAGAGAUCAAACUGGUGCCCAACAGAGACAUUGAAAGUUUGUUCAAUGAAGUGAGCGGGAUUCUUUUCAAUGUACCUGUGCCCUUCAUAGGAGUUGACGGAACGGAUGCCUGCGAAAAUAUUUACAACACCGAUGGUAGCAAAGCUGGGUGUCCGUUAAAAAAAGGCGUCGAAUACGUGUACAAGAACAGCUUCCCCGUAUUGACGUUUUAUCCUAGGGUUGCAUUGGUCGUGCAUUAUGCAUUGCGAGAAGGAAAUGACAGACUUAUAUGCUUCGAGAUACCAGCAAAAAUUACAAAAUAAACUGUCUCGUUGCUGGUUUCGACAAACUAUAAUUAAAAGUCACAUGUGUGCAUGAUGGCCACUCGACUCGAGCUUAUAUAAUUUAAUUUACUGAUGAUGCAACAUAGCAUGCAAAAUAAUCCAUUCAAUGUAAAGUAUGUUAUGCUGUGAUGUGUAUAUAAAAAAACAUU
Molecule: messenger RNA, 760 nt
Organism: Camponotus floridanus (Florida carpenter ant)
Lineage: Eukaryota; Metazoa; Arthropoda; Insecta; Hymenoptera; Formicidae
Gene: Npc2b
Product: NPC intracellular cholesterol transporter 2 homolog a
Exons: 3
Coding region: 123-590 (155 amino acids)
Biological process (GO): sterol transport
Molecular function (GO): sterol binding
Source: RefSeq, a predicted model, not a curated record